Messenger RNA from Nasonia vitripennis (jewel wasp), 2743 nucleotides. It is a transcript of the gene Snx6, whose product is annotated as sorting nexin-6. The coding region runs from base 960 to 2186 and encodes 408 amino acids. Gene Ontology annotation, biological process: phagosome-lysosome fusion involved in apoptotic cell clearance. The transcript has 10 exons. Gene Ontology annotation, molecular function: phosphatidylinositol binding. The record is from RefSeq and is a predicted model, not a curated record. Lineage: Eukaryota; Metazoa; Arthropoda; Insecta; Hymenoptera; Pteromalidae.
UUUCCUAUAUGUUUGCUUUUCGAAUAUGUAGGGCAUAUUCAAAUUCAAUAACUUGUUCGAAACUCUUUCCAUCGUCGCUUUUAUAGACACGAAUCAAGAUUUAAAUUUCCAUUAGAUCGCAGAAAGUUCGCAGUCGUUGUGCUUCAAUCGAGAUUGAAUUUCAGUGUAAUAGUCUACAUGGAGACAGAUCUAAUUCCGAGUGAACAGACGAGAUAACAAGAAUUAAUAAAGUGCAUUAUGAGAGAAGCGAGAGCGAGAGAUGAGAUAAAUAGGAAAGGAUGAUGGGGCUCGGAGCAAUCGGAACGAGAGUAAGAGAGAAAGUGUGCUUAUAUACCUAUACAUAUAGCACACAUAAAUAGAUCUAUGCGUACCUACACUAGCGCGCACAGAGAGCUGCAAGUGUAAUACAGUAUCUCUUUUCCUCUCAUCUCGCGAGUUGCUGGCUCUGCGUCUUCUCGUUGCGUUCAGCUGAUUCGUCGAGCCUGAAGAGGAUCGAAAGAAAAAAAAUAACACACGUAUACAAAAGUCGCGCUCUCGACAACACACUCAGCGAUAGAGAAUAAAAUCAAAAUCAUCGCGAAGGAAUUACGAGUAUAAGCUGGACCGCAGCAGUUUGAGUGUCGAGGGCGUAGCGGAAGACAAGGAGGAAAAGAAGGAUCCUCGAUGUCGUGAUCAACAAGGGGCGGCUCGAGCAGUCAGUUUGAGGUUAGGGCGCUCAUCCUCCCCCGUCGUCGUCUACUGGGCUCGGGAAUUCCCAGUGUAGUAUGUGACUUCCGGACUUCCCCAAGAGGUGCAGCAGCUCUUCUCUGACGUUUGCGCGCUGCGGAGUCGGAGAGCGACAGAGACGAGCCGCACUACGACGGCUACUCGGGACGAGAGUAGAGUGAGUGAGAAAGGAAUAUAAAGAACAGAGAGAGAGAGAGAGAGAGAGAGAGAGAGAGAGGACGCUGCUCGACGCCAUGAUGGACGGGAUAUGCGACACCACGGACAUCAUCAACAGUGUGCCCACUAAGAAGACAAUAUCCAAUGAAUCCUCGCUGGAGCACAAUGACAAGGCACUGCAGGUUGACAUUUCCGAUGCGCUUAGUGAAAAAGACAAAGUCAAGUUUACGGUCCACACAAAGACUACAUUGCCCGAUUUCCAAAAGUCUGAAUUUUUCGUAGUUAGACAGCACGAGGAGUUUGUUUGGUUACACGACAGAUUCGAGGAGAACGAAGAGUAUGCUGGUUACAUUAUUCCACCUUGCCCUCCAAGACCUGAUUUCGAUGCCUCUAGAGAGAAGCUGCAGAAACUUGGUGAAGGCGAGGGCAGUAUGACACGAGAGGAAUUUAUGAAGAUGAAACAAGAAUUGGAAGCGGAAUAUUUGGCUACUUUUAAGAAAACUGUCGCGAUGCACGAAAUGUUUUUAACUCGCCUUGCACACCAUCCAGUGUUCCGAAAUGACCACAACCUCAGAGUUUUUCUAGAGUACGAUCAAGAUCUCUGUGUCAGAGGUAAAAACAAAAUGGAAAUGUUUGGUGGUUUGAUGAAGUCUUUUUCUAAAACAAAAGAUGAGUAUUACUUGUCAGCCACAGUUAAAGAUGUCAAUGACUUCUUUGACCAAGAAAUGACAUUUCUUACACAAUACCACCAUAAUUUGAAAGAGGCGACAAGUCGCGCCGAUCGUCAAACGACAAAGCACAAAGACGUGGCUGAUUCAUACAUUAAAAUUUCUACUAACCUUUUACAACUUGCCACAACGGAUACGGGAAAGCUUGAAAAGUUAUUAACAAAAAUAGCCGAAACGUUUGAAAAACUUCGGAAAGUAGAAGGUCGCGUAGCGUCCGAUGAAGAUUUGAAACUUUCCGAUACUUUACGCUAUUAUAUGAGAGAUACAGCAGCUGCGAAGCGGUUGUUGAUCCGAAGGUUAAAGGCGUUGCAUACCUACGAAACUGCGAAUAGAGCUUUGGAAAGAGCACGUGCCAAAAAUAAGGAUGUUCAUGCCGCGGAACAGGCUCAAACUGAAGCGUGUUCUAAAUUUGAGCAAAUGUCGGAUAAAGGAAAAGAAGAACUUUUGGAUUUCAAAACAAGAAGAGUAGCUGCCUUUAAAAAGAAUCUUAUCGAUCUUACCGAGUUCGAAAUAAAGCACGCCAAGGCUCACGCGGAAAUGCUUAAAAAAUGUUUAUCAGUCCUCCAAAGCGAGUGAUUUACAAAGAAAGUAAUUUGCUAAUUGUCUACACUAUAAGCGAACAGAAUAAAUGCAAAUAACGAUGUAUUUAACAGAUUGCGAUAUCUAUUAUACUGUAUAAAAUAUUAUAUUUUUUGUUAUUCUAAGCCGCAUUAGCGCGCCAAGUAAAAAGUUAAGCAUUGAGAAAAGUAAGAUAAUUAGGUAUGUCGAGUGAUUGUAUCAAGGGGUGAAUGAAUUUUCUAUAUCGUUUCCAGGCUGUAAAAAGCUUAAAAGCGUAGCUUUUCGAUUACGAGAAAAAAAGUCUUUUCCAUAUAAAAUGCAAUCGAUAAUAUUUGCAUAAAAAAAAUUGUUUCAUUUUAAUGCACAUAACAUUUAGAAAUCUCCUUAUACAGUCGAAAACUUUUUAUCUGUUAUGUUUACUAUUGAUUUACUAUGGUUCUUUAUAUAUUAUCAUGUAAAUGAAAAAUAGACAUGUAUAAAUUAUAUAUAAAUAUACAUAUGUAACGGUAAACUUGUAUACAUAUGAUUAAUGUUUUCAUUGAUAGAAAUACAAUAAAAAAAAUAUGAAUUUGGAA